This is a messenger RNA of Hermetia illucens (black soldier fly), 724 nucleotides long. RefSeq lists its product as uncharacterized. The transcript is spliced from 2 exons. The record is from RefSeq and is a predicted model, not a curated record. Lineage: Eukaryota; Metazoa; Arthropoda; Insecta; Diptera; Stratiomyidae. The coding region runs from base 10 to 408 and encodes 132 amino acids.
UACGAUGAAAUGAAAAACUAUGCCUUUUAUCAAGUUGCCUAUGAAUGGUAUGCCUUCACGCAAGACGUGAAAAGGGUAUUGCGGUAUGUUCGUAAAAAGUCAGCCCUCGUUGGAAUUUGUGUCGAAUAUGAAAUUAGGUGCAUGACAUUUGAAGAACUACAAAAAACAAGUGAAUUCUAUAAGAUGUGCCCUAAGUCAAGUGGGCUAGAAUUCACGCAAAUGAACAUUGACUCCAUCAAAAAUAGCCCAGAAGAGCUUUUUAGUAUUUUGAAACCAUCAGAUGUGAGCUACCUUCAUAGAAAAGUUAUGGAAAAUAUUGAAGCGAGGUUCGAAAAACUGAAUGAGAAAGUCCGUAAGAUUCAAGAAGGCAAGCAUCACGGUAGUGGUCUCUAUGAAUACUACAUGUAGCAAAAAACCUCAGAAUCGCUGCACAAAAGGGAAAUGCACCAGAAGAAAUUACUCUGCACAAACUGGCGCAAGAGGCAAAUUCACAGUGCCUAAAGAUGAAUUCCAAGAGGCGAUUUCAUCUUCGGAUGAAUCGAGGAUGUCAGGAUAUUUUUCGGCUUAUGACAGUGACAUCUCUUAUAAGUGCAAGGGUUCGUUGAAGUAGCAUUUUCUUUAGAAGUAAUGGUCCAUUAUUUUUCAAAAGUUAGGUUUAUUUGUAACAGCUAGAACGGCAUUGUAAAUUAUACGAGUACUGUAGUAAAUUAAUAAGACCGCAUUG